Meleagris gallopavo (turkey) is the source of this 1714-nucleotide messenger RNA. RefSeq names its product ovoinhibitor. Gene Ontology annotation, molecular function: protein binding. The record is from RefSeq and is a predicted model, not a curated record. Lineage: Eukaryota; Metazoa; Chordata; Aves; Galliformes; Phasianidae.
UGCUGUUACCUCUGCCCUUCCUCUCCCACUUCGAGAGCAAGCAGGUUGUGUGGGCACGAGUCGCUCUGCAAUGAGGACUGCCAAGCAGUUUGUACAGGUGGCUCUGGCCCUCUGCUGCUUUGCAGAUAUUACCUUUGGAAUUGAGGUUGAUUGCAGUCUGUAUGCCAGUGGCAUCGGCAAGGAUGGGACGAGCUGGGUAGCCUGCCCGAGGAACUUGAAGCCUGUCUGUGGGACAGAUGGCUCCACGUACAGCAACGAGUGUGGGAUCUGCCUCUACAACAGGGAGCACAGUGCAAACGUGGAGAAGGAAUAUGAUGGAGAGUGCAGGCCAAAGCACAUUACGAUUGAUUGCACUCGAUACCGCCAAGUUGUAAGAGAUGGUAACGUCAUGGUAGCCUGCCCAAGGAUUCUGAAACCAGUCUGUGGCUCAGAUAGCUUCACUUAUGACAACGAAUGCGGGAUUUGCGCCUAUAAUGCAGAACAUCACACCAACGUUUCCAAACUGCAUGAUGGAGAAUGCAAGCUGGAGAUUGGCUCACAGGUUGACUGCACUAAGUACCCAUCCACAGUCUCUAAGGAUGGCAGAACAUUAGUAGCCUGUCCAAGGAUCCUGAGCCCGGUUUGUGGCACAGAUGGUUUCACCUAUGACAACGAAUGCGGGAUCUGCGCCCACAAUGCAGAGCAGAGGACCCAUGUCAGCAAGAAGCACAAUGGGAAAUGCAGGCAGGAGAUUCCUGAUAUUGACUGUGAUCAAUACCCAACAAGAAGAAUCAAUGGUGGCAAACUCCUGGUGCGCUGCCCAAGGAUUCUGCUCCCAGUCUGUGGCACAGAUGGAUUUACUUAUGACAACGAGUGUGGCAUUUGUGCCCAUAAUGUACAACAUGGUACUGAGGUUAAGAAAAGCCAUGAUGGAAGAUGCAAGGAGCAUAGCACCCCGCUUGACUGCACCCAAUACCUGGGCAACAGUAGGAACGGUGAAGCCGUUGCCGCCUGCCCCUUCAUCCUGCAGGAGGUCUGUGGCACUGAUGGUGUCACCUACAGCAACGACUGUGCUCUGUGUGCCCACAACAUUGAAUUAGGAACCAGCGUUGCCAAAAAGCAUGAUGGGAGGUGCACAGAGGAAGUUCCUGAGGUAAACAUCAACCCUGGCAGCAGGGACGCUGUGCAUUUUCUGCAUGCAGUCAGGGAAAGAAAGAGAAGAGGACAGCUUGACUGCAGCAAGUACAGAACCUCCACACUGAAGGAUGGCAGGCAGCUGAUGGCCUGCACCAUGAUCUACGAUCCAGUCUGUGCUACCAAUGGUGUCACCUAUGCCAGCGAAUGCACGCUGUGCGCUCACAACCUGGAGCACCGGACCAAUCUUGGCAAGAGAAAGAAUGGAAGAUGUGAAGAGGAUAUAACAAAGGAACAUUGCCAAGGGAUCCAGCAAGUCUCUCCCAUCUGCACCAUGGAAUACAUACCCCACUGUGGCUCUGAUGGCAAGACUUACAGCAACAGAUGCGUCUUCUGCAACGCAUACCUGGAGAGCAAUAGGACUCUCAACCUCGUGAGUAUGACCGAAUGUUAACUCUGCACUGGAGUCCAGCGUGAGAAACAAUCUGCCUUGCACGGGUCUUCAUGGGCCAAUAUUCCCCAACAGUUUUCCUUCAGCUUGUUUUGUGUUCUAAGCUCUCCAAACACUUCUUUGGUGAAUAAACUCACUUGGCAACAUUUA